This is a messenger RNA of Balearica regulorum gibbericeps (East African grey crowned-crane), 2811 nucleotides long. NCBI's taxonomy places the organism in Eukaryota, Metazoa, Chordata, Aves, Gruiformes, Gruidae. The record is from RefSeq and is a predicted model, not a curated record.
GUCUUUAAGUAUAGGGUGAAGGUUUCUCUUCACGGUGCAUGGACGGAAAGCCAAUGCGCAGGUGUACCAGUACUCGACCAGGAGAGACCGGAAUGGACGUGACUAGCCGUUGCACACUCGGAGAUCCAAACAAACUGCCAGAAGGGGUGCCGCAGCCUGCUCGCAUGCCCUACAUCUCUGACAAGCACCCUCGACAAACUUUGGAAGUCAUCAAUCUUCUCCGGAAGCACCGGGAAUUGUGCGAUGUGGUGCUAGUAGUCGGUGCGAAGAAGAUCUAUGCUCACAGGGUGAUUCUGUCCGCCUGCAGCCCUUACUUCCGAGCCAUGUUCACUGGGGAGCUGGCAGAGAGUCGGCAGACAGAAGUAGUGAUCAGAGACAUCGAUGAAAGGGCCAUGGAACUGCUGAUUGACUUUGCAUACACCUCUCAGAUCACUGUGGAAGAGGGAAAUGUCCAGACCUUGUUGCCAGCUGCUUGCCUUCUCCAGUUGGCCGAGAUUCAGGAGGCUUGCUGCGAGUUCCUUAAGAGACAAUUGGACCCUUCCAAUUGCCUGGGCAUCCGAGCUUUUGCUGACACUCACUCAUGCCGUGAACUGCUGAGGAUUGCUGACAAGUUCACACAGCAUAACUUCCAGGAGGUAAUGGAGAGUGAGGAGUUCAUGCUGCUCCCUGCCAAUCAGCUCAUAGACAUUAUAUCCAGUGAUGAGUUAAAUGUUCGCAGUGAAGAGCAGGUGUUCAAUGCGGUGAUGGCCUGGGUGAAAUACAGCAUACAGGAAAGAAGACCCCAGCUGCCACAGGUCCUGCAGCAUGUCCGUCUACCGCUGCUGAGUCCCAAAUUUCUUGUGGGUACAGUGGGCUCUGAUCCACUUAUUAAGAGCGAUGAGGAAUGCAGGGAUCUAGUGGAUGAAGCUAAAAAUUAUCUGCUGUUGCCCCAAGAGCGACCACUGAUGCAAGGACCAAGAACUAGACCACGCAAACCCAUCCGCUGUGGAGAAGUGCUCUUUGCAGUGGGGGGCUGGUGUAGCGGGGAUGCAAUUUCCAGUGUCGAGCGCUAUGACCCUCAAACCAACGAGUGGCGGAUGGUGGCUUCCAUGAGCAAAAGACGCUGUGGUGUUGGAGUCAGUGUUCUGGAUGACCUCCUCUAUGCUGUGGGAGGCCAUGAUGGUUCCUCUUAUCUUAACAGUGUAGAAAGGUAUGAUCCGAAGACCAAUCAGUGGAGCAGUGAUGUGGCCCCCACCAGCACCUGCAGGACCAGUGUUGGAGUAGCAGUUCUUGGGGGCUACCUCUAUGCUGUGGGUGGCCAGGAUGGUGUCUCUUGUCUCAACAUUGUGGAAAGGUAUGAUCCCAAAGAAAACAAAUGGACUCGAGUGGCUUCCAUGAGCACCAGGCGCCUGGGGGUUGCAGUGGCUGUGCUGGGGGGCUUCCUCUAUGCUGUGGGAGGCUCUGAUGGGACUUCUCCUCUCAAUACGGUGGAACGCUACAAUCCCCAGGAGAACCGCUGGCACACAAUUGCACCCAUGGGGACGAGGAGGAAGCACCUGGGCUGUGCAGUAUACCAAGACAUGAUUUAUGCUGUGGGCGGCAGAGAUGAUACAACAGAGCUCAGUAGUGCUGAGAGAUACAACCCUCGAACCAACCAGUGGUCUCCUGUUGUGGCCAUGACAUCCCGCCGAAGUGGAGUUGGCCUUGCAGUGGUGAAUGGACAGCUAAUGGCAGUGGGGGGUUUUGAUGGCACAACGUACUUGAAGACCAUUGAGGUGUUUGAUCCAGAUGCUAACACAUGGAGGUUGUAUGGUGGGAUGAACUAUCGGCGGCUGGGAGGAGGAGUAGGUGUUAUCAAAAUGACACACUGUGAAUCUCAUAUAUGGUAAGCAUCAAGACGGGGGGAGACCCCUUGGUUCUCGUUCCUAGAAAAACUGAAGAGACUUGUUGACACUGGACCUCUUUGCAGCUCUGGUAUGAACGGUCUAGAUCCAAUGUAACUCUUUGCCAGUGACUCUUUCUAUGGAAUUAUAAAAAUUACUUCUGUGAGAGUGCCCAAUGGGAGACCACGUCAGACUCCAGGGAACCACUGGACAAAAGUAGAAGUGUUGCUUAUGUCCGUAUUUUUUCUAAAUAGUCUACACUUUUGAAUAAACCAAAUGGUAAAAGAUACUGUAGCGUAAACAAUGCUGAUGUAGAGGCCACGUGCUAUACUGGGAGUCUGGCAAGGAGGAGGGUUUCCUGCUUUCCCUCCUGCUGUGAGCAGCGGAUGUGGCAGCUGUGUGGUGGGCGAAAGAGGAAAGUGAUACAGAAAACAUUGCUUUUUGCCUUAUUUACAGAGAGCUUCAAAAAAAGUACUUGACCUGCAAGGUGCCACCUUUGCACAGAAGCUUUUCUGUGCACAGAGUAUAUUUAUUUUUUCAUUUAAUUUGUAUCAUGUAUUUUCUUUGUAUCGCUCACAGCGAUAAUUCCAGCUUUUUAUAUACAUAUAUGUGUAUUUUAUAUAUAUAUGUAUAUGUGUGUGCGCAAUUUGAAUUUUGACAAGCUGGUGGCUAGGGCAGGGCUAUGUCCUGCCAGCUAUUGUGGUUCCAACCCUUGUGGUAUGUUUUAGGGUCUCUUAGAGUACAGGAGAGCUAUGAGGAUGGGUGCCCUGAAUCCCUUUUCAGUCUUGCUGGAGGCAAGAAGUAAAACUGGAACUCUCAUCUAUCGACUGAAUCAGUGAAGUGCUCAAAAAGGGUGAGAGUGAAGAGGAUUUCAAAUGAUGCCUUUUUACUGUACAGUGUAUGGUACAAAAGUACAGCUUUUGUCUCUCCCCUUCCCUUGUAUAUGAAC